Messenger RNA from Mugil cephalus (flathead mullet), 5113 nucleotides. RefSeq names its product zinc finger protein 391-like. The transcript is spliced from 2 exons. The record is from RefSeq and is a predicted model, not a curated record. Bases 609 to 1988 code for a protein of 459 amino acids. Gene Ontology annotation, molecular function: RNA polymerase II transcription regulatory region sequence-specific DNA binding; DNA-binding transcription factor activity, RNA polymerase II-specific. Gene Ontology annotation, cellular component: nucleus. NCBI's taxonomy places the organism in Eukaryota, Metazoa, Chordata, Actinopteri, Mugiliformes, Mugilidae. Gene Ontology annotation, biological process: regulation of transcription by RNA polymerase II.
UGUGUAUAUUCAAGUUACCCAAUUGACUGAAUAUUUGACCAUGUAUUUCACAAGGAGCAUGACUUUUCAAAAUAAAACCACUUUCACCGGAUGUCCCAAUGUGAAGGCCUGACGGAUGGAGCAGUAAGUGAACCUUUGUUUCCGUCUUCAAUGAAAAAAGGUUUGUUAUUAUGCUUGAAACCAUUAACAGUAUAAAGAAAACCAAAAAUAUUUCUCUACAACGCUUUAAACACAGGGUUUCUAGGGGGAAGGAGGAGCAACUGAUUUUUAUAUAUGAAUACAAAACAAAAACAGUGUUAGCGUGAAUAAACUUAGUCUUCAAUUAAAAUCAUCCAAAUAAUAUAUAAGUUGAAUCCAUCUAUUUAUUGUCUCUGGAGAAUGCAGAGUUCAUAUUACUGCUAGAAAAUUACGAUAUGAGAGAUAUAAAAACAGAGCGGAACAAAACGUUAACUGUCCUUCUCUGUCGGAACUUUAUCGUGGAACACCAGGCGGAAGUGGUUUGUUUCUUAAACUCCCUUAGUGGUGUUGUGUUUAUGCGUUAGUGGACUGAGCUGGAAGACGGUUGUGUCGUCGUGUUCCAGAUAAAUGUCUGAGCUGUUGAAGCAACAAUGUCUGGAUCUGAGAGUUUGAGAGAGUUGAUCAUCGAGCGACUAACUGCUGCUGCUGAAGAAAUAUUCGGACUCUUUGAAAGAACUGUCGUCCAGUACGAGGAAGAGAUCGAUCGUCAGCGCAGACUGCUGGAUAUCACCUGGAAACCUGACAUAGAGUUACACAGAAUAGACCUCCCACAGCAACAUGUCUGCAAAGAGGAGGAUUUUCCCACUGACCAGCAGCUCUGUAACCAGGAGUGGAACUCCAGUCUGGACCAGGAGGAACCAGAACCUCCAACAACUCAAGAAGAACAGGAGGAACCAGAAGUUUUUCAGAUGAAAGAGGAACAGGAGGAACCAGAAUCUCCAACAACUCAAGAAGAACAGGAGGAACCAGAAGUUCUUCAAAUGAAAGAGGAAAAGGAGGAUCCAGAACCUCCACAGAUUAAAAGGGAACAGGGGGAACCAGAACUUCUGCACAUGAAAAAGGAACAUGAGGAACUCUUUAGCAGUCAUCAAGAAGAACAUCUUGUAGUGAAGCAGGAGACUGAUUCCUUGAUGGAGACUCCUACUGAUGAGGAAAGUGAGCACAGUGAACCAGAACCAAACAGUGACCAGCUCCUCUGUUAUAUUUCUCCUGUAGCCGAGAGCCCAGAACAGGAAGGAAGCAGGCAGGUAGACUCAGGAUCAACUAGGAAUGUGGAGCUGAAUCCAAAGAGGAGAGACACGAGUCACAGUAACAAUGGAGACAACUUUCCCAUGUCAGAGAGUCUGUGUGGUACUGACACAAGUCAAAAGUCUGUAACAUGUAACAUCUGUGGAAAGACAUUUAAGAAUAACUCUGAAAUGAAGAAACAUUACAGAUUUCACACAGGUGAGACACCUUAUCAUUGCAACACAUGUGGUAAAAGUUUCACGCAGAGGAGUGGUUUGAUUUUACACACCAGGAUUCACACAGGUUUGAGUACGUAUUCUUGUAAAACGUGCGGUAAAGUUUUCAGUCAAAGUAGUAAUUUAACUAGGCACUUGAGGACUCACACAGGUGAGAGACCGUACCUUUGUCAAAUAUGUGGUAAAAGCUUUAUUAACUGGUCAUCAAUUAGAGAUCACAUGACAAUCCACUCAGGUGAGAAGCCGUUCUCUUGCCAGAUAUGUGGUAAACGUUUCAGUCAAAAUAGUGCCCUGACACGUCAUACGAGGACUCACACGGGGGAGAAGCCAUAUCCUUGCAAAACAUGCGGGAAGUGUUUCAAUCAAAGUAGUGCUUUGACUAGGCACAUGAGGACUCACACAGGUGAGAAGCCGUAUGGUUGUGACGCAUGUGGUAAAUCCUUCAGUCGUAGUACUCAUUUAAGUAAGCACAUGAGGAUUCACACAGGUGAAAAUUUGUCAUCCUGAAACACCUGUGGGAAAAAUAUCCGGAAAGCUGAGCUUGACCUUUAAACAUUGUAACCGUAGCAGACAUUUGAGCUAAUUGUUCUCUUAAGUCCAGGUGAAAUUAAGUUAUUUCAGAUACAAUGUUCAGCAAAAACAGCCACUCUCCUUAAGCACAAAAAUAUCAAACCUGCACAUGGAAACAGACGGAAGAAGACAUCUCUGCCUGCGUAGGACGAUCAUCUAAAGCUCCCUUCACACAAACAAAGUGUGAAAUGGUCGACCUGGUGUUUCAUCCCGGAAAUUGAACUGGGAUUUUAUCGACCAGGCUUCAGUGUGAACAAGCAUCCCACGUCGACCUGCUAAUUUACAUCAUGACGUUGGUGUACCAAAGUUUUGGUCUACGCCCCUAAGAGACCGAUCUCUUUACCGAUCGUGGCAGCGCACUGGCAAGACGGUGAGAUCGGAGAAGAGGAGAUAUGGCGUUAGAUAUCGGGCAUAUCGGGAUUUAUUGGAAUAUCAGCAGCCUUUUUAAAGAGCUGGGGUUUGACCGCUCCAUUCUUCAGGUCAUCAACAAACUGAAAGCGUUUUCUUUUUUUUCCAAAAAAAACAAACCGCAUGAGUUGAGUUGAGUUAUGAUGGUGUCUCAGUCCUAUGAUGUGCAGUAUUAUUUAUACAGAUGAACAAGUUUCCUUCGGUCAUUUGGAAAUUGCUCCCAAGCUUGACCCAGACUUGUCGAGGUCCACAACUUUGUUUUCUGAGGUCUUGGUUGAUUUCUUUUCUGGCUUGGUAGCGAUCUCUGCGUCUUUGGUUACUCUUCACUUUGAACGUACAAACUGAAAGUACAUUCAUGGUACCACCCACAACUUGAUGAUUGGUUUAUGUUGCAGUUCCUCACUGUGGCCAAUAUCGGGUAGUAAGUGUUGUGAAUUCCUCCUGAACCCUUAUGAAUAAUGUUAUUUCAUUAUAGUGACAAUGAUGACAAGUUAUUCAUGUUGCUUUGUCCAGUUAUUAUGAUCACAAACACUGUUCAUUUCUAGCUACUUAAAAUGCAGUAUUGCAGAUCCACACUAUAACCACGAGAUGGCAGUAAACAGGCAUAUUUCAGACGUCUUCCAUCAAGCUCCAUUACAAAUUUAUUUUAAUUAAAUGAAUCAAAAACAAAUGUAUACAUGUUAGUUAUUGGAAGUUAAAAGACAGGCUUGUUAUUGACAUGAAAACAUGUUAGAUGUCAUUAGUAGCAGCAUGAGCAGCUGUGACGGUGAAGCUUCCAGUUUAACCAGAAAAUAUAUCGAGACAAACAAAUAAGCAUAAUUAAGUCAAAUUUAGAUGUAGACCUGUAAUAAAAAUAAUGGAAUAUAUGGAUAUUUCAUUGAAAAAUAAACAAUAAAGGAUUGUAAUUUGACUGAAUGUGUUGUUGCAGCGUUUAUUUAUGUUUAUUUCCUUCAAAUCAUUUUGAGUUGUUCUUCUGAUCAUGUUUUUAAGAUGACUUUUAAAAUGACUCUUCACUUCUGUCUUCGAUGGUUCACCGUUGGGGCUUUUUCUAUAAGAAGUGACUAUUCAUCCUUUUUGGUUAAUUCCUGCAGAGUAACACUCCUCCAUAACAGACUGAAGCUGAAUACACGUGCAGACAUAUUCAUUUUUUUUUCUCUUAGCUUUGAAAAUAGUGUGACGCUGUAACAGAACAACGUUCUACAUGUGCUUUCAUAGCAGACUCAUUCUGUUACUCAUUCAGAUGCAGUGAUGGUUUUAAUUGAAGAGGUUUAUCAGAAAAGGGGAUGCAGACAAAUGCUGGUUAAAUGUGACAGUGGAGCUAAAUGACACACAUGGUAUCAUCAUGUAUCUGAUAGAAAGUUGUUCACACAGAAAUGUUUGCAGAACUUAGUAAAUAUGGACACAUAUGGAAAAUAACCAUCCUCCUUCCAGCUUUGGUCGUCCAUUUCUACCACAGUCUCCGAAUGAUUCCACGCUAUGUUCAAAAAGCCAAAUCUCCAUUUCGUCCAGUCCACCGUGUCCCCACACUUAAGCUGAGUUUUGACCUCGUCCUUUGAUCUGCAGACCUGCAACCACUGCUGCUCUUCUUUCCUCCGUGAAAUCACGACGUGUCUCAUCCUGUUCUCUUUCUCUGCAUUGAUUUCAAAGGCAGAUGUUUUCCUGUGAUGAAGUGAAUCCUUCUCAGGAAUAUAGUAACUAUAUCCUGUUCACAUAUUCUUGUGUGUAUUCUGUGUUAUAAGAUAUUGUAACAGAAGUAUUUUACGUCUGUGUCGUAUCUACAAAUAUUCAGCGGAGUGGGACAAGGAGAAACAACGUUCUCCAGCUCUGUUUUUUUUUAUCCAAUUUAUCUUAAGUUGAUUAUAAAAUAUAUUCUCUCAUAUCUGUUCAGGUGUAAAGUUACUCUCCCCUGUGAACUUUCACUGCUAGUUUCAUGACAAAUAUUCUUUUAUUUUUAUGAGACAAGGAUUAAAAUUGUCUAAUGAAGCAGAUCUUUUCUCACGGCUGUCACAGGGGUAAAGCUUCUCCCCGGUAUAUGAUCUCAUGCAGUUUUUCUGUGAUGUUUCUUCAUUUUGUUGCUUUGAUAAUAAAUAAUUAUUUCCGGUGAACAUGUGUUUUAAAUGUACUCUCAGCUGUAAUGUGAACAGAUGCUCUGACACUAGAAAUGUGUUUAAAUACAAACCAUUUAUUGAUUAUAAAACCACAGCAACAUUAAUGAACUCCUAAUUUCUUCUAUCAUUUGUAGCUGCUGAAUUGCUCAUAAUUCUGAGAGUUCAGAUUUCAUUAAUGUACAACUUACUUUAACACUAGACUCAAAGCACAAUGUCUUUGACACAAAAUAUGACAAAAUCUAAAAUCAAUUCUUGGAAUAAGUUAUCUUGGAAACUAGAAAACAAGAAAAUCAAAAAUCAUGAAGAAACAUCAAAUACAAAAAGAGCCAAAAAGAACUUCAUAGAUCAUCCAGAGUACUUCAUUUUCACGUAUCCUUCCUGUAAAAGUUUAGUUCUUUGUUUUUGGAUAAUUUACCACAUAUCCACUGCACAUUUUAUCAGCAGCUAAUUGACCGAAUUACCAAAUUUAAUAAACCAACCUUACACAGUUUGGUAUGCAGUUAGCCAUGUUCUCUCAGUUCUCAGCAUUAAAAAAACAAAACAAAA